Molecule: messenger RNA, 2025 nt
Organism: Trichomonas vaginalis G3
Lineage: Eukaryota; Parabasalia; Trichomonadida; Trichomonadidae
Product: 1-phosphatidylinositol-4-phosphate 5-kinase protein
Exons: 1
Coding region: 1-2025 (674 amino acids)
Biological process (GO): phosphatidylinositol metabolic process
Molecular function (GO): phosphatidylinositol kinase activity
Source: RefSeq, a predicted model, not a curated record
AUGUCUCGCUCCGAAUAUAGUGAACUUCCUGCUAUAGGAGCAGCCAUUGAUACAGGUAGUAAGAGUUUUGAUCGUAUUUACGGCAUGCUUCUUGGAAUUCGUGUGCAUGUAAGUAGGAUUUCAUCACAUCCUCUUGAACCUGUUAACGAAGCAGCUUUUCAUGAAUAUACAAAAAUCGAUAUUCCGCGUGAAGGCAACAAUAUUGCCCCUGCACAUAAAGGAAACUACGAUUACAAGUUUAAAGCUUAUCAACCUAAAGUUUUUCGCGCACUUCGUCAAUUUUUCGGUGUUUCAGAUGUCGAGUAUCUUGUUUCUCUUACAUCAGAUUACAUGAUGUCUGAAUUAAAGACUAUCGGACGUUCAUCUGCGAUGUUUUAUUACACUUGGGACGGUCGAUAUGUUAUUAAGACUCAAACGAAAGAUGAAAUGAAAGUUUUGCAGAAAAUCCUCCCGCAGUACUUUGAUCACGUUACAAAUCACCCAGAUACUUUAGUAAAUCAUUUUUACGGUGCUUACCGCUCACAAACAUCCAUUGGCAGGAAGAUUCAUUUUGUUGUCAUGAACAACAUCUUCCCAAUCGGAUAUCAAAUUCAUUACAAAUUCGACCUUAAAGGUUCCAUCAUUAACAGAUCUGUUGAUGCUGCCAAGCGUGCUCACCCUGGAUCCACAUGGAAAGAAGCAGAAUUUGCCGAAAAGCGUUACAUGCAUGUAGGACCUCACGAUUGGGUUUUAUUAAAAGCUACAUUACUUGAUGACACACGUUUCCUUGCUCUUGCCGGCGUUAUGGACUACUCACUUCUUGUUGGUAUCCACCGUUUUGAUUCCAGCCACAUUUUGCAUCCAGCGCCUGGCGAAAGAAUCGAAUUGUGGACAGUUUUCAUUCCAGACAAAUCCUCAUACUUCCAAUACGAUGGCAACUCCUUCAUCAUACGUAAGCGCGAAGAAGCGAACGGCCGCCGUACAAAACGUCAUGAUAUCGAACCUCAAGCCGUUUCAAAGCUUUCUGUUGAAGACAGAAUCAUUCCACAGGCCGCGUGUCUUCCAUACCAAGGUGAUGAUUCGAACAGGCUUCUCAAUUUCUGUGGCGGCUUGAGAGCAACGAAUGAACGCGAUGAACCAUUAUCCGAAAUCUACUUUUUGGGCAUCAUCGACUUCCUCCAAGACUACAACGCGAGGAAAGCCACAGAGCACGCUCUCAAGUCCAUCAUCUACAGGUCAAACGAGAUGUCAUGUGUUGAUCCACAGAAAUACGCGAGCAGAAUGUUCGAUUGGCUUUGCAAGAACAUUUCUCCACCAGCACCAAUACAACCUGAUGCAGAAUCAGAGUUCCUCCGCCGCAGACAGAACUUGAUGAGGAUGGCUUCCAUUUCAACACAGCCAAACCCUCUCAUCAGAAAUUCUGUUGCAAUUCCACUUGGAUCUCUCAACAACACUUCAAACGCAAAUUUGAAGGUUUCGAAUCCUGCAAUUGCCGCAAAACCACCAGAAGAAGGUGAAUCUACUCCGAAACCAAAGAAGGAGCAUCAUCACCAACACAAGAGUUCAAAGGAGAAGAGAGAACAGAAAUCUGCGACAUUGCGCGUCAAACCAAAUGCAAACAUCGCUGAUAUUUUAGUUCAGGAAGACAAAGAAGCAGAAAGAGAGGAAAGAAUGAGGAGAAGAGCUGAGAAAGAAGAGAAAAGAUGCAGAAAGGCAGAAAGAGAAGCAAAGAAAGCAGCAAAGUUGAAACAACAACAAGAAAAUCAAGAAAAAUCUCAAGAAAAGGUGACAAAUCCAGAACCUCAAAAAAGUGACAAUGAAAAGGUGAAAGAAGUUGAACCUCCAAAGAAAAGCGAAACACCUAAGAAGAAGAAAGUUAGGAUCGCUUCCAAGGAUGAGCCACAAACAAAGAAAGCAGAGAAACCGAAGCCUCAAUCAUCUGAUGACGAGAAAAAGUCAAAGAAUGAGGAAGAGAAGCCAAAGAAUGAAGAAAAUAAGAAGAAAGAAAAAUAUUCUAAGUCUUCAAAAUCUGAAGAUCAAGAGUAA